AUGAGAAGCAGCCGGAAGUGGGAUACAUGUGUUGACGCUCUCGCCGCAGUAAUUCAACCAGUAUGGACCUUGACCUUUGCUAUACCACACGGGGUGCUCUCUUUCAUAGGCAUCCUUUCAGACUUUCAGGAGUUUGUAGACAUCGGAGCCGAAGAGGAGCCGUUUACCCCAUCGCUUGAACUAAGAACCUUAUCUCGGAAUGGUCGAAUCGCAAUUUCACACUCAUCCAACUCCCGUCAUUCCAGAAACUUGCCCAGCAACAUCAACUCCAAAGUGAAAGGAGAGAGCCAUCAAGAUAUCAAAAUGUCAGCUCCAAUGCAGGAUCCAGGCGAGAAGUCUCUCUCAAAGUUGCUUGCGACCCUGACCACAAUUCUCCACCCCACGACAUUUGUCUUCGCGACGCUCAAAGACGAAGCACACGCGCCGCCAAUGUCGGAGGUCCAACUCUUCUUUCGCGAAUCAGAAGGUAUUACAGUCAUCACAAGCCUCUAUUGCGCCAAGCUACAUAAUCUGGAGUACUUCUUCCCGUGUAAGAUGAUUACUCUCAAUGUUACUUCGAGUUUGGAGGCGGUGGGGUUCAUGGCGGUUAUUGCGACGAGGUUAGCGACCAAGGAAAUGGGUGUUAAUCCAGUUAGUGGAUUCUAUCAUGACCAUUUGUUUGUUCCGCUUGGGAGGGAACACGAGGCGAUUGAGACGCUGGCCGAGUUGGCGGAGGAGAAGAAGAGGGAAGCUGGCUUGUAG
This is a messenger RNA of Pochonia chlamydosporia 170, 741 nucleotides long. RefSeq names its product ACT domain-containing protein. The coding region runs from base 1 to 741 and encodes 246 amino acids. The record is from RefSeq and is a predicted model, not a curated record. The transcript has a single exon. NCBI's taxonomy places the organism in Eukaryota, Fungi, Ascomycota, Sordariomycetes, Hypocreales, Clavicipitaceae.